GUGUUAGUUACGAUCAUUCGUUUAAUAUUACGACCAUAGAUAAUUGAUUUGUAGAGAGUAAAAUAUUUAAAUUCAGAUUAAUUGUGGUGUAAUUAUAAUAGAUAAUCGGUAAAGUUUAGUUAAGUAUAGAAGAAAUUAAUAAUUUUAUGAAAAAAAUAUGUAUAAAUGUUAUAUAUGAUUUGACCCUCGUAAAACUUAUGUAUCGAUUAUAAUUCAUUCGAUUAAUGUUUUUAUAAUAAUUAUUACGAGAAUUUUCAAUAGAAAUUAAUUAUUACUAAUAAUAAUAGAUCGAAUUGUAUAGAUUAAAUGAAUUAUUAGUGAAAGUAAAUGUAAGAUGCAAGUAUAUAGAAAGCAGUGAAAGUAAAAUAAAAUUGGUCGGUUGACCUCAAAAAGUACUUGAGAGUAUUUCAUACUUUUAUAUAAAAAAAAAAAAAAAUAGGAAUUUAAUGCUAAUUACGAAGUUAUGGUUAUACCCCCGACAUUUUUAUUGUUUCAUAUAGUAAAUAGGAUUGAAAAUAUCGAUUCGUCAAGUUCGAAUAAAUGUUAAAAGAGGGGGUUUAGUCAACGUUACUAAAAAUACGUCGAAAGUUACAUGCGUUAGUUCUAUAUUGGGAGCGGAGAGUGAACGUGUCUGUAAUUUCAAUCACGUGAAUAUUUACGCGAGAAUGAGUGCAUCGGAUAAUAUAAUAUACGACAGUGAUGAUCAAGAUGAAUUUCAAGAUGCCGAAGAUACUCCCGUUAGUGAAAACAUGCCGUUGUAUCAAGCCCUGGAAGAGGCUAAAAAAGGGGUGGAUUUCUUUUUUAAUAAUCAAUUCGUAGAAGCGAAAAGCCUAAUGACACCUUACGCCAACAUAAGUAUGUACCAUUCUUUGGGUCACUCGUUAUUUUUAUACAUGGAAGCCAUGUUAACAUUCGAACCGGACGCCAUUAAAGAAGCUUCGAGAGCUUUAAAACAAACGAUGAACGUCUGUAAUCGUUACCGGAAAAAAAACACUUUCGGCGAAUCUCUGGGAAAAAUGGUGAAAAAAGUGAAUUUCGAAUUGUUUAGUUCGGUAGAGGCGCACGCGGAGCUGUGUCACGCCGAAAGUUCGUUAUUAAAAUCGUUGUUGACGUUCGUCGAAGACGAAACUCUGGCGAGUUUCAUAAAAGCCGGGAUAAAAAUUAGAUCGUGCUUCAAUUCGUACAAAGAGUGUUAUCAAAUUUUAAUAAAAAAAAAUUGGGAGAAAGACCCCACCAAGGAGCAUUUCGAAGGGGGGGUGAGAGUGGGGAUAGGCGUUUUCAAUUUGAUGAUAUCGAUGUUACCCGGUAGAGUGAUCAAACUGCUGGAAUUCAUCGGUUUUUCGGGAAGCAAACAAAAAGGUUUACAAGAAUUGUAUUUGGGUUGCGAGACCCGCGGUAUCAGGCAAGUACUUUCCAUUAUGGCUAUAUUGGGUUACAAUUUGAUAGCUUUGCACGUGUUGAGUCAUCGAGAAGGGGAUAUCAAACAAUGCGCGGAUAUAAUUGAUAAAAGACUCGAGAAAUACCCGAAAAGUGUGUGGUUUUUAUUUUUCAAAGGUAGAUUAGAAUUGCUGAAAGGAAAUCUCGAUGCCAGUAGAAAUUGGUACGAGAAAAGUUGGAAGUCGCAGAAUUUGUGGCCGCAAUUUCAUCACAUCUGUUUCUGGGAACUUGUUUGGGUGCACUGUUUACGUUUAGAAUGGAGGGAGGCUCUAAUAUAUUCUUCUGAAUUAUUGCAACACAGCAAAUGGUCUCGUACUAUGUACAGUUACCAGAAAGCGGCCAUUUUAUUGAUGUUGAAAGAAGAUUCGAUUGAUACCGUAGAAAAAGAAGAAAUCGAUAAAUUAAUGAAAGACGUACCGAAAUAUAAACAAAGAAUCGCCGGAAAAUCCUUACCUAUGGAAAAAUUCGCGUUAAAAAAAGCGGAACGUUAUUUUUAUCAAAACGGUAAUUUAAUACUACCGGUAAUAGAAUUAAUGUUUCUAUGGAAUUUAUUCAAGGUAUUCAAUAACUUUUCUAUAUCUAGUAAAAUAUUGAAAUUAAUUGAAAAAACAGCGGAAAAUUUAGAAUCGAACGCUAAAACUACAAAAUACGAUAACGACAAUAAAGCUUUAGCUCUACUUCUACAAGGGGCUUGUCUAAGGCAUAUGGGAAGCCCUUUACUAGCCCUAAAUUGCUUCGAAACCGUCAUUUCGAUGAAUAAAUCUCUAGUAGAAGAUCAUUAUAUAAUUCCUUACGCAAUCGUCGAGCUCGCUUUAGUCGAAUGGAGUAACGGUAAUAGACAAAAAGCGAUUCUAGCUUUAGAAGAUGCUAAAAAGAAUUACACUGGUUAUUCGCUAGAAUCGAGGUUACAUUUUAGGAUACACACGGCUUUAACCGAAUUUAAAAACGAAAUGAAAAGUAUUUAAAUAUGUUUACGGGUGAUAAUUGGUAUUUUAAAAAUGUUUUUAUUUGUUUGCGUUAAUAAAUAACCGUUAUUUUUUAACUAGUUGAUAUAUCGACGGGAAUUCCCAUCUCGUACGUUUACUUACGAGUGUGCGUAUUAAAAAAGUUGUUUUUUUAUCUAAUAAUUAUGUGCAAAUAAGGCUAAAAAUGAUUCUUAACUAUUUAACUAUUCGAAUGUAUUCACUUAUGAGUAGAUUAAAAUUUGAACGGAACUAAAAAAUUCCUAUUGAAAGUCGAUAACUAAAGUUUCCAUUUCUGACCAAUAGCGGCGUCGUUGUCCACCUGCUAAUACUCGUUUGUAUCGUUUUUUACUACUAAAUCGAAUAUUUUAGCUUCUCCACAAAUAAGAAGUACAAUAGAAAUAAUUAAUUUGACACUCGUUUCGUUCUAUCUAUAUUUUUAGACUAAAAUGUCAUAAAUUUUGUUCUUUCAAAUAUUUGAUCGAUAUAUUAAUCGAUUAUAUCAUUCGAAUAGUAGAUAUAUAAAUGGAACUUCCAUCUUGUAUGUUUACGUAUUUUUUUUUUUCUAAUAAGUAAAAGAGAUUUUUAAUACUAAAGUAUAUUUGUUAAUAAGUAGAUUAAAAUUGAAACAAGACUAAAGUAUUUUUAUAAAAAGUGUAAAUCCGAAUUAUAGAGAUAACUAAUGUUUACAUUUCUAACCAAUACGAACGUCGUUGUCCACCUGCUACUACAAUUUUUUCAGUUCUGUCUGUAUCGUUUCUUUAACAUUAUUUUAAUAAGAAAUCGAAUAUUUUCACCUCUCCAAAUAAUACGUAGUUAAAAUAUUAGAUAAAUAAGUUUUUAAUUGUUCGUAAAAAUAAUUAUUGUUAUUGGGGAAAAACACUUACAAACCCGUGCAGUUGUUCAAUGUUUUAUAAUUAUAUAAUGUAAAAAUAAAUACUCUUUUAUUAUUAAUCGAAUAUCUUUAUUAAUAAUCAUCAAUGUAACGAAAUGUUUAAAUUAAUAUUCGUAAACUAGUUCAAAUGUGAGGUUAUAUUAGUUUCGAUGAUUCCUAUAUUCCGACCAUAGAUAAUGUUGAGACAUAAAUAAUAAUAAGAAGUACAAUAGAAAUAAUUAAUUUGACACUCGUAUCGUUCUAUCUAUAUUUUUAGAGUAAAAUGUCAUAAAUAUGUUUACGGGUGAUAAUUGGUAUUUUAAGAUUGUUUUUAUUUGUUUGCGUUAAUAAAUAACCGUUAUUUUUUAACUAGUUGAUAUAUCGACGGGAAUUCCCAUCUCGUACGUUUACUUACGAGUGUGCGUAUUAAAAAAGUUGUUUUUUUAUCUAAUAAUUAUGUGCAAAUAAGGCUAAAAAUGAUUCUUAACUAUUUAACUAUUCGAAUGUAUUCACUUAUGAGUAGAUUAUUGUUGAAUGUAUAGGUUUGCGUUAAUAAAUAACCGUUAUUUUUUAACUAGUUGAUAUAUCGACGGGAAUUCCCAUCUCGUACGUUUACUUACGAGUGUGCGUAUUAAAAAAGUUGUUUUUUUAUCUAAUAAUUAUGUGCAAAUAAGGCUAAAAAUGAUUCUUAACUAUUUAACUAUUCGAAUGUAUUCACUUAUGAGUAGAUUAAAAUUUGAACGGAACUAAAAAAUUCCUAUUGAAAGUCGAUAACUAAAGUUUCCAUUUCUGACCAAUAGCGGCGUCGUUGUCCACCUGCUAAUACUCGUUUGUAUCGUUUUUUACUACUAAAUCGAAUAUUUUAGCUUCUCCACAAAUAAGAAGUACAAUAGAAAUAAUUAAUUUGACACUCGUUUCGUUCUAUCUAUAUUUUUAGACUAAAAUGUCAUAAAUUUUGUUCUUUCAAAUAUUUGAUCGAUAUAUUAAUCGAUUAUAUCAUUCGAAUAGUAGAUAUAUAAAUGGAACUUCCAUCUUGUAUGUUUACGUUUUUUUUUUUUUUUUUCUAAUAAGUAAAAGAGAUUUUUAAUACUAAAGUAUAUUUGUUAAUAAUUAGAUUAAAAUUGAAACAAGACUAAAGUAUUUUUAUAAAAAGUGUAAAUCCGAAUUAUAGAGAUAACUAAUGUUUACAUUUCUAACCAAUACGAACGUCGUUGUCCACCUGCUACUACAAUUUUUUCAGUUCUGUCUGUAUCGUUUCUUUAACAUUAUUUUAAUAAGAAAUCGAAUAUUUUCACCUCUCCAAAUAAUACGCAGUUAAAAUAUUAGAUAAAUAAGUUUUUAAUUGUUCGUAAAAAUAAUAAUUGUUAUCAGGAAGAACUAAUCACAAACUUCUGCGAUUGUUAAAUGUUUUAUAAUUUUGUAUUAAAAUUAAUGUAAACUUUUACUAUUAAUGAUGUCUAAUACAUGUAACAAAAAGAGAAUUUAAGAGAAUACUUCGAUUACUUUCUAAAAUUGGAUAUACAAAACGGCAACACUGUUAAUGACAUCAUUUCCUCCCGAACGAGAUAAGGUCGUCUUUUUAUUAUUGUGAGUAUUGAUUCGCGUUCAAAAAUAGGUUCUGCUAUUAAAACGUAAAGGAAAAGUUAAAAUAUGAUUAAGCACUGUUUAUUUAUGAUACAAAAAAUCGUUAAAAUAUUUAUUUAUGUGUAACUUUCACCGAAAAUAUGAGAGAAGCGGAAUUGGAAAAUGGCGGUAAAAAAGUGUUCAUAAAAAAGAAGAAGAAAGUUGAUAAUACAAAGAUAUCAUUAGUGGUAAAAUAUUGUUUACUAUUAUUUUAUGUCAGCUUUAUUUUACUCGCUUUGUAAUCAUAGAGGCCAAACAACAAAAUAGAGUAAUUAAAUUCAUAUUUCAAGGUUUUUAUAUACAAAAUAGGAUACUCAAAUUAAUAACAAGUAUUAAUCGUAAAACGUACUUUUAUGAGUGUAAUUAAAGUGUCAUUAAAAUAGAUUUCAUAUUCUUGAAUACCGAAAAUCAUUAUAAAGUCAUUAGUAGUUACUGUAAUUACAUUUAUAGAGAUGAUUGUCCACUACUUGUUAUUUUCUAAUUCAAAUUUCCGCGCCAAGUCGAUUGAAGUUUGGUCAAAUUAAUGUUGGUGAUAAAGGCGCCAUCUUAUCGCUUUAAUCGAAAGCUGACUAAUCAUUUUUUGUUUACAACGUAAAAAAAGUACUAAAAAUUUUAUACUCAGUCUAUUGUAGUAGUUAAAUUAUUAUACAGAGGCAAAACCGAAGUUAUAAACUUUAAUUCAUUGAACUAAAAUCGUUAUCGACGCUGUGACUUAUAUGUGAGGCUGAAGCUUUUUUAUGACAAGUGUUAAUUAUAUACAGCGUUGCCAUUUACUUUCAUUGCAUUCGUUUAUUUAUAAUAGACAUUUUUAGAAAUAUUCGUUGCUUUCUGAUUGAUAUCGACAUCGAUAUCUAUUUUUAUAUUAAAUUUCAAUAUUUAAAAACUUUAUAUUUGAAGAUUUGUGACGUUCGGAUUGUACUAAUUAUAUUUAGACAAUAAUUAUGCUGGCAGUUAUUUAAAUAAAUGUAUAUUUUUCCGUCAGUUGAAGGUAAUAAUUUUCCGAGAAAAUGAUUAGUCAAUGAUAAUAAUAUAUCGAUAAUUUAUGACUCUAAUGACGUCAUAAUUAUUUGAAAACAUCAUUGGAAACAACCAUUACCACGAAUUAUUAAUGAUGCAAGAAAAACCGAGUCUGAUAUAUGUUGUUAUAGAAAUUAUAUAAAAAAUGAUCGAAUUAAAUUACUUCUAAAUACGAAGCCACUUUUCUUAGCUUGAAAACGAGUAGAUUUAAAUUAUCAGCCGAGAACUGGCAACAGUGGUAUUAAUCACUGUCAGUUAGGUGUUUCAAAUUUGCAAUUUUUCACCAAAUUAUCCUAAAAAUAAUAGAAAACUAAAAUGCAGAAGAGAAAAUAAUUUUUUUUGCAUACUACGGAUAAUUUUUUAUACUAUACAGGGAAAUUCAGUAUCAGUUUAUAUGAUUUAUUAAUAUUUAAACGUUAUGAAAUUUGAUUAGCGAGGUCAAAAGGUAUUUUUUUAUUAACAAAAUCGUGCUGUAUCAUUUUGUUUCAAGAGAUAAAUAAUUUGACUGAUUAAAAUCGAUCUGGCAACGUUGCGCAUAUAUCUAGACGAGUCCAUAAUUUGUCUAAAGGUUAUCGACAAGUUUUCUUUUUUAUUUUAUAAAACUUUUAGCUAUUUCGUUUGUACAUUGUCCUAUAGUUAUUAUAUUUUUAUGUAUAAUUUUAUCAUACGACAAUAAACACAACGAUUAAAAACUAAUAAAUGUAAAAAACAAUUUAAAUAAUUUGUGACCAAGUCUUUUUAAUGUUUGUGCUACACCAGCGUCAUCUUACGAUUCAAGAAGAAAGCUUUAUAAUACACAGAGACGGCUUUUAACCAAACAGUUUACAGUAAACUGUUACAUUUUCAAUAUUCAUGGUUUGUUUUUUAAAAAAAGCAAAUAUUUAUUUGAUUAUAGCUUUUUUUAUAUGUAGUCUCCUUAUCUAAAUAUUAGGUAUUAAUAAAUGGGGCUUUAUGGAAGUACGUGAAGGUUAUUAUAUUUAUCUAAUAAAAUAUAAUUAUCUGGAAUUUCAACAAUUCAUUUUAAUAUUGUACAAUCUAAUACUAGAUAGUAUGUAGUGGUGAGCUUGUGAUAAAAAUACGCAAAAAUGCAUUAAUAUACAGGAUGUUACGAAAAUUGUAUAAAAAAUUUGACCAUUUUAUCAUACAAUAUUGAAUAAGAAAUAUGAAAGUGGAGUUAUCAUGUAGAAUUGUUUAUUAUUUUUGAAAUAUACAAAAUAUGUUUUUCAUUUAC
Molecule: messenger RNA, 7144 nt
Organism: Diorhabda sublineata
Lineage: Eukaryota; Metazoa; Arthropoda; Insecta; Coleoptera; Chrysomelidae
Product: tetratricopeptide repeat protein 39B-like
Exons: 1
Coding region: 666-2402 (578 amino acids)
Molecular function (GO): protein binding
Source: RefSeq, a predicted model, not a curated record